GAGAAGAAUGAAAUUAUUAUAGCUAGAAAUAUAUUAUGGGAUUUAUCUAACCAGGGAUAAAAUUGACUAACAUUAAAUGCUUUUUCGAUGAAGCUCCAUGCAGCCAUCAGUCCGGGUGUCCAAGCAUGGUGAAGGAGUCAGCCUUAUGGCACAGCUUGUCAGGAUCACAUACAGCCAGACUCACUCAUGGCCAGAGUGAACAAGACUGCAGUGCUGGUGCUGCUCAUCACAGCCAGCUCCAUCUUCCUCCUGUUUCAGCUUUAUUACUACAGACAGCACGCCAACAAGCAUGGACUUCAAGCGCCGAGCGGUAAAGGUUACCCAACAGGGAAAGAGGCGCAAUGGCAUUUAGUGAAAAAGUUUCUGGGCCUGGCCCAUAAGUUCAGCUUGCCUGUGUUUCUGGUGGACACGGCAUCUCUGAGCCUGCUCUCCCAGGAUGCCGUUCUGCUGAAGGACAGCCAGAUGAAGGAGCCUCACUGCACCUUUCUGUGCACGCACAGGGACUUCGUCACUUUCGGCCUGCUUGGAAACCUCUGGAAGUAUGAUGCUGGCCUCCUGGAGGCUGCAGAGGAACGCGGACUGGAGCUGUUGGAGAUCAGAGGUAAAGACCCCAGGCUGGUCAGCAUGGACGACCUGUCAGGCCGUGACAUCCCUCUGCACCUGCUGUUCCGCUUCAACGGCCGUCUGGUGCAUGUGGUUGUGCUGUAUGAACGAAGCGGCAACUACCUGUGGCACGGGCCGCUCAGGCUCCGAGGCAGCAUGGACCGCGCUUUUGCUCCCUUCAGGGACCUGGAGUUCGGCCGCUACGCAGGGGCCUACAACAGGCCAGAUCUUAUUCUGACCACUCUUGAUGGGCUUGACGUGCGGAUCCCCAAAAACUUCUCUCACUUCAAGAACGAACGUUCCAACAGCCACUUCCUGGAGUGCAGAUAUCGAGAGGCUGCGGCCUUUUACCAGCUGUAUCCAGACGAUACGUCACCAGAGGCCAUGGACUUCAGGAUGAAGGCCAAGAGUCUGCUCCACCUCGCUGCUCGAGUUCUCAGUGGGAUCGAGGUUCCGUUCUGGCUGAGCAGUGGUACUUGUCUCGGUUGGUUCCGGCAGUGUAACAUCAUUCCCUACAGUAAAGAUGUGGACCUGGGCAUCUGGAUCAAAGAUUACAGGCAUGACAUCACACAGGCAUUUCAGAAGGCUGGACUCUCCCUCAAACAUAAGUUUGGAAAGAUAGAGGACAGUCUUGAGCUCUCCUUCCAAGGCCUGGAUGUAAAAUUGGACAUCUUUUUUUUCUACGAGGACGGUGACAUCGUUUGGAACGGAGGCACACAGGCGAAGAGCGGCAAGAAAUUCAAGUACGUCUUCCCUCGGUUCAGCCUGUGCUGGACAGAGCUGCUGGAGUUGAGGGUCCGAGUGCCCUGCGAGACUCUGGACUACGUGACUGCAAACUACGGGCCAGAAUGGAACAUUCCGGUCAAGGCCUGGGACUGGAAGAGCUCGCCACCCAACGUGCAGGAGAACGGCGUGUGGCCCAUCAAGGAGUGGGACGAUGUUAUCCAGGUCAACUGAGGCGGGUGGGAACUACUGUAAAGAAUCAAGAAUAGUGCGUAGUGUAGAAAUGCCACACCAGUACAGAUACAUGGAUGCCAUAAAACAUGGUUUCCAAAUGCAGCGCAUCAAUCUGAAAUACACUAAAAGUGAGGUACAUGCUAGGAGGUAACCAGAGAAGACUGUAUUUCCACACUGUAUUUUUUUUUUUUUUUUUUUUUUUUAAACUCCUGAUAAUAACUGAAUAAUUUAAACCUUAAUGCAGGUGCUGUGGUUUUUCUGUGAAAAUGUGAAGUUGUAAGCAGAUACCUUGAUCUACUGAAAACUGUCAUGGCUUGUAUUACUAUUCUGAGUUUUCUGUAAUCUUCCACCUUCGAUCUGAAACGCUAAAAUUGUGAUUUUUUUUUUUCCUUUCUCUAAAUAAAACAGCCGCACCUCAACCUAAACUGUAGCCCAUGUCCUUUUUAAUUCCCCCAUGGAAAACGUCAUGUUAUACAAACAUUGAAUCAAGAAAUAGGAUAUUAUAUAAGGAGUUAAACAAAAAAAAU
This is a messenger RNA of Ictalurus furcatus (blue catfish), 2087 nucleotides long. It is a transcript of the gene fktn, whose product is annotated as fukutin. NCBI's taxonomy places the organism in Eukaryota, Metazoa, Chordata, Actinopteri, Siluriformes, Ictaluridae. The record is from RefSeq and is a predicted model, not a curated record. The transcript is spliced from 10 exons. Bases 187 to 1560 code for a protein of 457 amino acids. Gene Ontology annotation, cellular component: Golgi membrane.